Molecule: messenger RNA, 2992 nt
Organism: Neopsephotus bourkii (Bourke's parrot)
Lineage: Eukaryota; Metazoa; Chordata; Aves; Psittaciformes; Psittacidae
Gene: ZNF512B
Product: zinc finger protein 512B
Exons: 16
Coding region: 661-2889 (742 amino acids)
Molecular function (GO): zinc ion binding
Source: RefSeq, a predicted model, not a curated record
GGUCCAGGGCAUCACCUCCCAAGAGCCUGAUGCUCCCAACGCAGCCCCAUCCUCACAUGUGUCUUUUGCUUGUCCUGUUGGGAAGGGAGGCAGGUGCUUGAACCCACCCCAUGGCACUGCCAAAGCAGAGGGGUGUCCUGCUGCCCGCUCCCAUUGGGAGCAGGCGUGGGCCUUGUGCGAUAAUUCCUGAUGCUCAUUAUUUAUAGAGCAGCCAAAUUGAAUUAUUAAUAGGGAAAAUUCAGAUAACGUCCCCACUCCUCGGUUUGUAACAGUUUCCCAUUAAUAAGGAAAAUUGGAAAUUUAUCACUACAUCUGCUCAUUAAAACUCACUCUGGUUUUCUUUUUCUUUGGGUGUCUCAAAUGAAAGGCGAGGAAUAAACGGCGAGGAAAAAGCCAUUUAUUCCCUGCUUCUCGGGGCAGAGGCAGCCCAGCGUUAAAGUCUCUGCUGUUGGAUGUGGAGGGGAAAGCAGCCUAUAAUAAAGCAGCUUUUCAGCCAUGUCCGUUGUGGCGUUGCUGGAGUCUAGAACAGAUCCUGGGAAUCGCAUCCUGCUGCUUCUCUUUGUAGGGCUCUGUGGGCUGUGGGGUAGAUCCCGGCUUUCCCUCCCUCCCCAGCAGCUCUCCUUGCUUCCAGCAUGUGUUGCUCCCGGCUCCGAGGAGUGAAUGUUAGUGCCUCUCCUGCUUCUUUCAGAGAUGGCGGAUUCCUAUACCUAUAAAGGUGGAAGGAAAACUGCAGGCUCUCACAAACCCGCUGCCAGCAAGGAAAGCAGGACAGAGACAAGGAUAAACCCACCGGGAGAGCUGCCCAAGCUCGGGAAUGCAACCAGUGACAAAUCCGAAGGCAGGAAGAAAGGACGACCCAAGGCUGAGAACCAGGCACUGAAAGACAUCCCUCUCCCCCUGAUGAACCAGUGGAAGGACGAAUUCAAAGCCCACUCCAGGGUGAAGUGUCCCAAUGCAGGCUGCUGGCUGGAGUUCCCCAGCAUCUAUGGCUUGAAGUACCACUAUCAGCGCUGCCAAGGGGGUGCGAUCUCCGAGAAGCUGACGUACUCGUGCUCGUACUGCGAAGCUGCCUUCACCUCCAAGACCCAGCUGGAAAAGCAUCGGCUCUGGAAUCACUUGGAUCGGCCCGUGCCAACCAGCAAAGCAGAAAACAAAGUGCCCAAGGCUAUUGGGAAGAGCAGUGGCAAGAAAAGAGCUGCUGAGAGUUCAGCUUGCCCCACCAUCCAUCCCAAACAGGCAAAGACGGACAAAGCCCCGGGCCAGGACCAUGCGGAGAAUGGGGAGUGCCUGGUGGAGAGCCGGGAGAGCAAGGAAUUCCACAUCGCCGGAGCCGAGGCCAUGGCAGCAGCCACCCCAACGGCCAGGUCCUCCAGUGGCAAGGACACCAUGCAGCAGGGGGGCAGCCAGGCCUCGCUGCAGGAGGAAGACCCCGAGAGGAUGAAGCACAGAAGGAAACAGAAAACUCCUAAGAAGUUUACGGGGGAGCAGCCGUCCAUCUCGGGGACAUUUGGACUCAAAGGGCUUGUCAAAGCAGAGGAUAAGGCAAAAGCUCAUCGGGCCAAGAAGCUGGAGGGGAGCACCAGCGUGGAGGAGCUCAAAAAGAAACCUCUAGGAGCUGCUGUGAAGAAGGAAGCUGUGCAUCUACCAGCAGCAAACCCUGAGGACCAGUGGCAACGGGAGAUCAGCGAGAAGGGAGAAGUCGCCUGUCCAACCUGCAGUGUUAUAACCAGGAAAACUAUCGUGGGGCUCAAAAAGCACAUGGAUGUGUGCCAGAAACUGCAGGAUGCCUUGAAGUGUCAGCACUGCAAAAAGCAGUUCAAGUCCAAGGCUGGGCUGAAUUACCACACCAUGGCUGAGCACGUCAGCAAGCCCGUUCCUGUGGAAACCACUGGCCUUGGUGAACAGGAAGAGAGGGAAAGGCUGAGGAAAGUGCUCAAGCAGAUGGGAAAGCUGAAAUGCCCCAACGAGGGCUGCGUGGCCAACUUCUCCAGCCUGAUGGGCUACCAGUACCACCAGAAGCGGUGUGGGAAGCAGCUGGCCGAGGCCGACAAGCCCGUGUUCAGCUGCCCGCACUGCGGCAAGAAGUACAAGUCCAAGGCUGGCCACGACUACCAUGUGCGGUCAGAGCACACGGCCUCGCCUCCGGAGGAGCCAGAGGUGAAGCCAGAGCCUGGUCCCAUAGAAGAUUUUGAGCGGACCCCGAGCGGCCGCAUCCGUCGGACGUCGGCACAAGUGGCUGUUUUCCACCUUCAGGAGAUAGCAGAGGAUGAGCUGGCCAAGGACUGGACCAAGCGGAGGAUGAAGGAUGACCUGGUGCCUGAAACAAAGCGGCUCAAUUACACCCGACCCGGGCUUCCAAAGCUCAACCCCAGGCUGCUGGAGAGCUGGAAGAAUGAAGUGAAGGAGAAGGGCCGCAUCAACUGUCCCAACAACUGCUGUGAAGCCAUUUACUCCAGUGUCUCGGGGCUGAAGGCUCACCUGGCCAACUGCAACAAGGGGGACCACUCGGUGGGCAAGUACCGCUGCCUCCUGUGCCAGAAGGAGUUCAGCUCCGAGAGCGGGGUCAAGUACCACAUCAUCAAGGCUCACUCCGAGAACUGGUUCCGGACCUCCUCAGAGGCCAGCCGGAAGAAGAAGAGCAGGGAGCAGCUUUCCUGCAGCAAAGAGGAGAAGAAGAAAAGCACAAACGGGAAGAAAAGGGGGAGGAAACCCAAGGAGAGGCCUCUGGAAACGUCCCCCAAGGGCAGAGAGAACGCGGCAGCAAAGACUAAUCACAAGAAAACCCUGGAGCACUGGGAAGGCUCCAGAGGCAGCCCCGAGGGGGACGAGCGUGGCCCCAAGCCCCCGAGCCAGCGCAAGGCAGGAGCCAGUAAGAUGCCUGAGAAAUGAGAAGCUCAGAGACUCCUCUCCGAGGAUUCGUUUACAGCCCAGGGUAACAGGGUGGGGGGGUCCCGGUUUUCUGUCCCCCCCCUUCCAAUCCCCCCCCCUCCAU